Molecule: messenger RNA, 3102 nt
Organism: Hemicordylus capensis (graceful crag lizard)
Lineage: Eukaryota; Metazoa; Chordata; Lepidosauria; Squamata; Cordylidae
Gene: FAM53A
Product: family with sequence similarity 53 member A
Exons: 6
Coding region: 816-2063 (415 amino acids)
Biological process (GO): protein import into nucleus
Cellular component (GO): nucleus
Source: RefSeq, a predicted model, not a curated record
UCUGGGAGGCGGGGCUUGGUGUGUUUUGUUCCUUCGGUAGGGAGGAGCCUCGCUCAGCUGCUCGGAAGUGUUGGUAGCGGUAGCUGCGGAAAUAGGCAGAGUUGUGCUGCUCGCUCAGGAGAUACGGGGUAAGGGGGGUGUCGCUGCCCGAGGCGCAGGAUGGGGCGAGGGAACUCGAGUCGAUUCGCGUGCGUAAGAAAGCGAAUGGGGGUCAAGCCUGUGACCAAACCAAGCCAGGCAUGAGUUUCCUAGCUACAAAGGCCAAACUUGAAAGGAAGAGAAAUCGCAAAUAGGUUUCCAAAAAUAACCCAAUAAGUCUCUGCCUGUUUGCCUCUGACAUAGUUCUGAAGAGAAUUAUACUGGAGAACCAAUCUGUCCACAAGUGAUUUCCUACCUGUCAGGAGCCAGGAAUACAACCUGCUGAAAAUAGAAAGGCUUCCCACUCCUCAAGUACUGUGUUUCCAAACUUGGAAUGCCGGUAAACUCUGCUGGUAAAGAUAAUGCUGAUCUACAAUGCAAAAAAAAAAACAGAUGAUGCAGCCAUCCUGAAAGUAGACAACGUUGGAGUUCUGGUGAGGCAUGGCAUCUGAAGACUUCUGCAUUUCAGAUGUGCGGUCUGUAGAAAGUGAGACAAAGGAGGAGGAGGUUUCAAAAAGGACCAAGAGACCUACACAAUGUGCUGAGGAACUGGUGGACUGACUUGCAAGAUGAAGAAUAAACCUUUGUAUGGAAACCUCAAAAUGGCUAGCCAGUAUUGAAGCAAGGCACUGUCUCUACCAUUUGAAAGUAUAAGUAAUGAGAGCCUGUUGACUACCAUGGUAACACUAAUAACAGAAAAGCUGCGAAACCAGACCUUGGAUGACCCAACAUGUGAAACAUUCAGUAUUAAUCUGUGCUCAUCUGAGAAGCAGAACAAAAGUUGUAUCCUGUUUCCAUUUGAAGUCAGUGAGGGUCCAUGGAAAUCUUCACAUGGGGUUUGUCAGAUCCGAACUGAAUCAAGCGAGAACUCAGUUUGUUCUCUGCCACUGUGUCCAUUUAGUUCAAGUGCAACCAGUGUGGGUUUAAACUGGCGACACAAUUCUUCAGGCCAGUCUCUGGUUUCAGGAUGGAUAAGUGAACUCAGUCUUAUUGAGAACUCCAGACAGCCACUGGCACCACCUACUAAACGACAUUGUAGAUCACUUUCUGAGCCAGAUGAGUUGGUUCGUUGCCGAUCACCAUGGAAACCUGGUACCUCGAAGAUCUGGACUCCUGUGUCUAAGAGACGAUGUAACAGUGGAGGCAGUGCUACUUUGCAGCGAUGCAAUAGCCAUGGGAGCACCAGCUUAAAGCAAAGCACAAGCAUCAGCCUGCCCCACAAUGGACAGUCUUUAAAUAAUAUGUUCCGAAUCAAUACUUCACCAGUGCCCAGGCCAUCUUCUGCAAGUAGCGGUUUUGUUGAUAGCAGUGAAGGAAGCUCAAGUUCAAGUAUUCGUUGGAGUUCUGGAAGAUCUUACGACUUCAACCCACGACGUCGCCUGUCCUUAUCACAGGAACAUAUCACUGAAACAGGAAAUACCUUGUCUUCAGCCAAUAGUACUCCCACUUCCACACCAGAGCUCAGUCGGCAUCAGGGCUUGCUGAGAUGUCGCUCUCAGCCUUGUGUCCUGAAUGAGAAGAAAAGCCGACUCAAGCGUAGACGAGAAGAGGAUGUUCGGUGGAAUCGCCCCUCGUUAGACUUUUUAAAAAUGACUCUGACUUUGAAAAAUUCAAAAAGUCUCUGUUCACUUGAUUAUGAUGAUGAUGAGGAUGACGAUGAAGCACAGAUGAAGACCAUUGUCUCCUCUCCAUGCGACUCAAAUGACCUGAGCAUCAUAACCCCUGGCUCUAGCCUAGAAAAAGAGCCGCUGAAUGAUGUCCAGCAUCAUGGUGCACACCAAGCUAGCUUCAGCACAAGAGCUCCCAAAGAAGCAGCUGCUGUGUAUGAAAGUGGAGAAGAGACCAGUGACUGUGAAAGCACUGAAGAAGGAAUCUUUCCUCUGGAUUGUGAGGGCUUAGAUCUAGAGCAGAUCGAAAAUAACUGAGCCAGAGGUGUGCUAGAAACCUGGAUUUGUAUUUUGCAGCAGAAAUAUUGAUGAUUGCAAUACCAUGUCCCCUUGUUUCUAUACUAGCUGCCUGCAGCAUGUGGGGAAAAGAAAUGUUUAAAGUGGGGAGAACACAACUGUUUGGUGUCUAAUUGCAGAGCUACACAUGAGCAAGACUAGGAGGCCAUAUAUCAUGAAUCAUUUUGAUAUAGACUCCUAAAGCAAUGUCUAGGUUUUUGCUUUUACAGAUUUUAGAGGGAGCAUUCUCUUAAAACUAGGUUUUGGAAGGGCAUUCGAUGCUGCAAGCUGUACACAGUGAUUCUUUUGAGCGUCUAAGGGUUUUUGGUAAAGAGCUUAACCUGAAAACAGAAUUACACAAAUUGCUAACAAAUCAUACAUGACUGGUCAAACAUGUGAAGUGCCUCCUUGUACAGUGAGUACAUUUGAACUUCAUGUAGAAAUGGCUGCUUAUACAGCUAAGGAUUGGUUCACACUCCAGUGGCAUCACUGAAUGUCCUUUUGGCUUGCGCUUGUCUGUGUUUUGGUGUGGAAUAAGCUUCAUGGGAACCAGAAGUUGACACAUAUCACAUUACACCAGAUUACUAUGAUCACAGUAGCUCUUCUGAGCACCCAAUCACAUGUACCUGGAUACAUGUGUAUCUUCAGUUCAUGUGCCAUUUCCUUCAUGGGAACCCAGCAGGCCUGAGCUGAAGGAUAUUCAUGCAUAGAAAACUUUGGCAAAUGGCACCUUGUGUGAAUGAGCACCAGGACUCAAUCACAACCUUCUAAAGGUUAUCAUUUUCCACUAUUUUUCUUAUUGAAACACUCUUUUGUAGUCUGCUAAUUGAGAUUGGACUAGACUGCAACUCAUUGCUUACUGCCUUGGUCAAGAUGUCUUCUGUGAUGUAAGAGGAAUGUAUAACAAAAGCACUUGAACUUCUUGGAAGGGACUUUGGAAUAACAUGUUCCCCAAGAGAUUAUUCUUUUCAGCAAUACCAGAAGGAAACUAGUCCUUUAAUAAAUGACACUUUGCUUUGCA